Messenger RNA from Oryza sativa Japonica Group (Japanese rice), 2092 nucleotides. Its product is annotated as probable membrane-associated kinase regulator 1. The record is from RefSeq and is a predicted model, not a curated record. Gene Ontology annotation, cellular component: plasma membrane. NCBI's taxonomy places the organism in Eukaryota, Viridiplantae, Streptophyta, Magnoliopsida, Poales, Poaceae. Gene Ontology annotation, molecular function: kinase inhibitor activity.
CGGUCAGACUCGUAAUCCCGGAAAAGUUUUCACCUUUUCCCUCCCACCUCGCCUCGCCAUGCUCACCUCGCCCUCGUCUCCGAUCCACUCCUCCUCCUCCUCCACCCGCCGCGCCAUGAGCCCGUAGCUUACGUGGCAGCAGCGAGAAACCAUGGGCAGGUCAAGAGGCAAGGAUGGCGGCGGGAGGUCGUUCCCGUCGCCGGCGUCGUCGUCGUCGGCGUCGUCGUCGGAGUUCGAGUUCACGGUCACGCUGUCGCCGGCGUCGAAGCAGAGGUCGGCGGCGCAGCUGUGCCCGGCGGACGAGCUGUUCUACAAGGGCCAGCUCCUGCCGCUGCAGCUGUCGCCGCGCAUCUCCAUGGUGCGCACGCUGCUGCUCUCGUCGGCGUCGACCUCCUCCGCGUCGGCCUCCGACUCCACCUCCAACUCGUCCUCCUCCCGCGACUCCAACGGCAGCACGUCGUCGUCCUUCUCCGCCGACUGCGCCGCGCUGCUGCUCCCGGACUCUGCCGCCUCCUCCUCCCGCCCCAGCUCCGCCACCGAGGACGACCGCCACCUCGCCCCGCCGCCGCCGCCGCCGGGUGUCGCUGCCUCGUUCGCCGCCAAGCGCACCGGCAAGCAGUACCUCUCGUCGUUCGCCACCCGCUUCUCCUCCGUCUUCCACCGCGGCGGCGCCCCCGCCCCCGCCGCCGCCGCCGCCAACGCCAAGAAGCCGCCGUCCAAGUCGCUCGCCAAGGAGGUGAUCAAGAAGUACGCCAAGAAGGUGAAGCCGCUGUACGAGAAGCUCUCCCAGAUCCCCAAGAAUCAGAGCAACAGCAGCGGCCAGCCGCUGCAGCAGCAGCAGCAGCAGGGGUUGAAGAAGCCGUUCAGCUUCUCGAUGCGCAAGAAGCGCGGCGACGACGACCACGCCGCAGCGGCCCCGGCCGCGGCGGCCGCCGUGGCCGCGGAGGUGGGCGGCGGCGGCAAGUACGCGCACUCCAACUCCUUCUCCGGGAACCUCCGGUUCCCGCGCCAGAAGCGGUGCGCGGCGAGCUGCCCGUCCUCGAUGCGCUCCUCGCCGAGCCACUCCGGCCUGCUCACCUUCGGCGGCGCGGGCGGCGUCGGCUUCCCCGACGUGCCAGCCGCCGCCGCGGCGGCGAUGUCCGGCGGCAUUAGCGUGGGCCCCGUGUCGCUGUCCACGGCGUCGUCGAUGGAGGAGCUCCAGAGCGCCAUCGAGGGCGCCAUCGCGCACUGCAAGAGCACAAUGGGCGGCGCCGUGACCAUGUGCUCGCGCAAGGCGGCGGCGGCCGCCGACGAGAUCUGCGCGUUCUGAGCGCACGUAGGAUUCGGGCGGGGACGAAGCUAAGUAAGGCGGUUUAAUCGAUAGCAUUAUGUGUUAAUUUUAUGUGUUUUGUUAAUUAAUUUUGUGUCCUCCUGGUAAGACUAUUAAGUAUGAUUAUGGUGGUAAAUAAGGGUAGUUUCAAGGGGUAAAAUGAUAUUUGGAGCCUUUGGAAUUUUGAUAUCUCCCUUUAUUCCAAAAAUAUGGAAUUUGCGUCGGCGCCCUCCAAACAUAUCCUCUCAUUGCAUCAAGGACAAAAAUUUAAGUUUAUGAGGCUAGCAAACUCAACUAGUCAUUAAUUCAUAAGGAGAAAAUUCAGUUGGAGAUAUUUCCAAAUGUCUUCUGUUUUGGAAUUAGGAGGAUUGAUGUGUAUGAUAUCUUUUGCUACAUAAACAACAAUUAGAACCUGCCUUUGAAAGAUUAUUAUAUGGCUGGGAAAUGGAUUUCCCAAUUCGAGAUUUGCCGAUUAGAAUCCAUGAAAGUAGCUGGUCCAUCUAGUGGAGUGUCCCUACAGACUUUUGGAGCACAAAGCUGCCAAUUUUCUAUGAUGGAGUCUUCAAAAAAAAAACUUUCUAUGAUUGAGGGUGUUGAUGCAGGUUUCAUUUCCUGGAAAAGGGAUUUGCAAAGUUCCUUAGGUUAAUUAGAUCAGGUUUUGGAAUCUGAUGUGGCAGUCUGAGCAAGUGCUGUCAUUUUCUUUUUGUUGUGAUUUUUGUCUCAACUAUCAAGACAAGUGUUUAUUAAGCUAAUUCUAAUAUAAUUUUGGCUUUUGUACUUUCA